Messenger RNA from Armigeres subalbatus, 1606 nucleotides. RefSeq lists its product as uncharacterized. The transcript is spliced from 5 exons. The coding region runs from base 63 to 833 and encodes 256 amino acids. Gene Ontology annotation, biological process: sensory perception of taste. Gene Ontology annotation, cellular component: membrane. Lineage: Eukaryota; Metazoa; Arthropoda; Insecta; Diptera; Culicidae. The record is from RefSeq and is a predicted model, not a curated record.
UUUCCACUCAAUUCGUUCGCAGGUGUAGUGCGGCAAUCAAAUACCAGCAAUUGUGGUAUCAGAUGGUGCUCCUGGCGUACCUGGUGGCGUGCAUCGCCGGUCAAUGGUUGAACAUGAAUCCGACCUAUCGGAUUUACUCGGCGUGUGACUUGUUCCUGUCGGUGGUCAUGAUGGCACCAAUCACCGUUUGUGCGUUGGUAACCUGCCGGUAUUGUGCGAUUUUUUCAACCGUCAGUCGCAUUUUGGACAGCAUGAACCGUGGCCUGUCCCGGGAGGUGAGCCUAUUCCAAUGCCAGCAAGCGAGCGCAAAUAUUAGCGCAUAUAAAUUAACGAACAACGAACUCAAAUUAAGCGAUCAUCUGGAGCAGUUGAUUAUUCAGUACGAUAAGCUGUAUGAUGUAGUUGCGGCGAUAAUUGAAAUUUAUUCGCCGUCAAUCUUGCUCCUGAUGGCGUUGGACUUUAGCCAGGUGACGUUUGAGCUCUACUUGUUCUAUUGCUACCUAAGCCGAGCAUCGCCGAGUGAGGAUGAUUUUCGUAUGAUGAUAUUUUCGCUCUGUACGGCAUUCUUAAGCAUUGGCGAAAUUUACUUUGUAGUUGAAGGAACGUCAAGAUUUUCCGAGAAGGUAUUGGAUGCUACUGACGAAAUACACCGAAUUGGAGUUGUAUGUUCAGACAAGAGAUUAGCCGAAAGCAUUUUCCACCUGUACGAGAUUCUCCACCGCAUGCACGAGAAAGCUAUAAUGUAUUAUUGCUUUGCACUGAACAAAUCGUUCCUAACAAAGAUUAUCGCAGCCUCGUGCUCGUACCUGAUUCUGAUGAUGCAGACCAACUGAAAGACGCGAGCCCCUUUUUCCCACGAUGAUGGCGUGACGUACCUCGUGAGCUCGAGGCGACAGACGAGGACGACGACGACGAUGACGAUGCGAUGGCGGAUGGACGACGGACGGAUGAAUAUUUCAGCCGUGUGCUAAUCCGUUAACUAGAAAAUCAAUUCCAUCACCAUAAAUCAACCGAAUCUUGGCGUUCUCUCGCCAGCUGGAGAGCAGAGGGAAUUCGUCAUAAUCACGGUUUGGUUUGGUUGGAUGGAUUUGGCGGACCGAGACCAAUACCGCAUGCUAAAAAUACCAGACGUACAUAGCUCACGAGCAUGCAUGCAUGAUAUGCCGGGGUUCAGCCUUUCAUCGCUGGAGCAUGUGUAUUUGUUGUACUGUCAGCUUCACUGAUUGCGGAUAUUUCAGCCCAGCCCUGCCAAGGUUCGGGAAAACCUAAAUGCUGCGGUUUGCUGUACUGGUGGUCAAUCACUCAUAUUUGGUCUUGUCGGAUAAUGGAAGCAAUGCUACAGACAUGACCGCAUUACAACAGCAUUUCAGAAGGGCAACUUUUAAACACAUUCUGUAGACAAAUGAUAGACAAAGGGGCUACGUGUAAGGAAUAGCGUAUUUUAGCUUAUCUAAAUAUGAAAACAAAAUGUAAUAUGAGCGCCCAUAGAUACAUGCUUAUCAAGUUGCACAUAACUGAAUUGGUACAUAGAGCAUAAUGGUUUUCACUACGCAUUUUCAAGCGCUUGGAUUUUGUUGAUGUAAUCUGAUAAAUGUAAAUUAUUGAU